Molecule: messenger RNA, 1191 nt
Organism: Saccostrea echinata
Lineage: Eukaryota; Metazoa; Mollusca; Bivalvia; Ostreida; Ostreidae
Product: probable E3 SUMO-protein ligase RNF212
Exons: 20
Coding region: 46-1089 (347 amino acids)
Biological process (GO): reciprocal meiotic recombination; protein sumoylation; homologous chromosome pairing at meiosis
Cellular component (GO): synaptonemal complex
Molecular function (GO): SUMO transferase activity
Source: RefSeq, a predicted model, not a curated record
AAAAAGAUGAUGUAGCCUACAAAUCUAUAAACCAAAAUUUUAAAGAUGGGAGAUUGGAUCCAUUGCAACAAUUGUUUUCUUCGACCAGUGAAUGCACUCCUUCAGUUUAGACUGACUACAUGUGGGCAUAUUUACUGUGACAACUGUAUAAACAAUGCAACAAAACCAAAAUGUCAAAUGUGUGGCUCAACCAAUGUCAAUGCCAUUCCUCUGUCAGCAAAGAUGGGACCAGAUGUUCAGAUCUUUUUUACCAAUGUUGUAGAACUAGCAAAGAAAAACACCCAGCAACUGAUUCAGGUGAUGGAAUUUCAACACAGUCACAGAAGAAGAUACCUUUCAUAUCUUGCUGCUCAGAUGAGUAAGCAGAAAGAAUUUAUGGAGAAAGCUCAGAAAAUGUACAAAUACACCCAAGAACUUGAAAAAGAACUUACAAAUUCAAAAGAAGAAAUUGCUUACUUAAAGAGAGCUCUGAAAGAACUAAAUUCUCAGCAACAUUAUAACCCCGUGGAGGUCAACUCAAACAAAAAUUCCCCUCAAACAGCUCCAAGAAAUGGUACAGCAGUUAUUGGUCCCAAUUAUGUAAAUCCAAAGUAUGGAAUGAGAACCACCCCACCCUACCUUGACCGUCAAAAAUUAGGCAACACACCACCAUUUGGUGUCAAGAGUAAGACACCACCAAGUCAGGAAUUAAAGAGGGUGUCACCAAGAAGUGUUCCUCAUCCAAUAUCCUUAGCACAAACCCCUUAUGCUAAAAGAGACUCCCCAAAGGUACAGGACUGCUUUGAGAGUUAUGCACAGGUUGGUGUUAGGCAGGGCCGUGGAGCAAGCAGGAUUUCACCCUCAAUGGACCCCAGAGAAGCGUCCAGAACUCCACCAUCUCAAAGCAGAAGUGCAACAGAGUUGCAAAGAAGUUCUGGCCAAGUGAGAGUGGAGUCAAUCAGACAUUCUCCAAUGGAACAUUCGGAAAACCAAAGUUAUCCAAGGAAUCAGGCACAAACAUCACCUUAUAAGGACAUUCAAGAAAAACUGGUUUCACCACCAGCUCAGCUGAAAGCACACAGAUCCAUGCCUCAUCCUAUCCCAAUAUGAUAAGAGCAUGUUGAAAAAAAAAAAGACAAAUAUAUACUAGAUGCCAACUAUUUUGUUUUUGUUUGGUAGAUUUUUUCCCAAAAAUUUUCAAAAUGCAUUUAA